AUGCCUGCUCCUCAUCUCCCCGAUCUCAAUCACAUUCGUGCCACCAUUUCCUUCGACAACCUCUUCAGCAUUGUUCUUCGUUAUGGCCAUGCAACAACUCCUCAUGACAAGCCUUGGGAAAAUAGAGACAUGGCGUUGUUUGAGAUGGGACCUGAGUCCUAUGGGACUGCCAUGGUCACAUGCAAGUGCCAACCAGCUGCCUUUGCACUAUGGACAACUACUAAACUAGGUGUGUUUCGCUGGGACAGACCUUGGGAUCCCAGUAUUACUUUUGAAAACCAUGGUUUGGAGCCCCAACACCUUUAA
Messenger RNA from Glycine soja, 306 nucleotides. RefSeq lists its product as uncharacterized. The coding region runs from base 1 to 306 and encodes 101 amino acids. Lineage: Eukaryota; Viridiplantae; Streptophyta; Magnoliopsida; Fabales; Fabaceae. The transcript has a single exon. The record is from RefSeq and is a predicted model, not a curated record.